CUAUGUUCUCAUUGACUUGUGUAUAUGAUGAUGAUGAAAGUCCACUCUCUGACUUUGAGAACCCGCUGAUCCGCCCACGCUUGCCCUCUGACGUUUUGCUGGCUGUCGGUGGAUGGAACAUGGGCACUACUAACUGCAUUGAUGCGUAUGACACACGGGCCGACCGCUGGGUGGAUAUCACGCAGGAGGAGCAGAGCAACCUAGCUGGUCAUGGCACGGUGUACCAUAAUGGAUUUGUGUACUGCAUUGGGGGGUUUGAUGGCCAACACUUCAUUAAUUCCGUGCGCAGAUAUGACCCGAUAACACGAGAAUGGCAGCAGAUGGCCCCCAUGCACUGGCAUCGCUGUAAUGUUAGUGUGGUUGUGCUCGAUGGGUUCAUCUACGCCAUGGGUGGCCAUAUUGUUUUCAGGCCCCUCAAUAAAGUAGAGCGGUACAACCCAGUAACCAACGAAUGGACCCAGAUCGAGCCCAUGAAUGAGAGGAGAAGCGAUGCCAGUGCCACCACCCUGAAUGGCAAGAUAUACAUCUGUGGGGGCCACAGUGGAACAGAGAGCCUUUCUACAGUGGAGUGCUUUGACCCACUCACUAACGAAUGGAGCUUGAUCACUCCAAUGAGCACUCCCCGUCACAGCCUUGGAGUCACGGCGUAUAAAGGGAAGAUCUAUGCGGUGGGCGGUAUCAACAGGUCUGAUCACCUGCAGACCAUGGAGGUCUAUGACCAUACCACAAACCGCUGGCAUGCUGUGGCCCCCAUGUCUACACCACGCAGUGAAUUUGGCAUCGCAGUGGUGGACGACCUCCUGUUUGUGAUGGGCGGCCACGAUGGGUUUAGGGUAACAAACAAGGUGGAGUGUUAUGAUGCGGGGACAGGCAGCUGGUAUCGUGCGCAGGACAUGAGCAGAGCCAGAAAACACUUCAGCUGCUGCGUAGUGCCUGCGCACCCCCGCAUCAUAAAAUACGCUUCACCUCGUUAGUCCCUGAUGGCCACCAAGGAGGAAACCCAUCUGCCCACAACAGCAUGCCCAGUACGUAACCUCAUUUACACCCCCCACCCCAAAGUCAUUUUCCAUGGCCUCGCUAAACUCCUCCCACACCUGAGUUUUUGCCUCGAUGACCGCCGAAGCCGCAUUCCAUCAUUUCAUCACCUCUGUCCACCAGCGGGUUCGGG
This is a messenger RNA of Brienomyrus brachyistius, 1168 nucleotides long. RefSeq names its product kelch-like protein 10. The coding region runs from base 3 to 974 and encodes 323 amino acids. The transcript has 3 exons. The record is from RefSeq and is a predicted model, not a curated record. Lineage: Eukaryota; Metazoa; Chordata; Actinopteri; Osteoglossiformes; Mormyridae. Gene Ontology annotation, molecular function: protein binding.